UAGAGUGUGAUACAGAGUGUCAUGCAGCUCAAGCCACUGCUGCUACUGCUCAUUUCCUCUGCGUAUGUUGUGGUUGACACGCAAUGAGAGCUCCUGCUGGUGACAAUACACACAGAGGUUUACGCAUCACAGUCAGUGAAAGAUGGACUUUAUCAAACUGGUGUUCAUCAGAAAACACAGCCUUCCUUUGGAUCACUGAUGUUAUUUCAAAUGCUACAAUAUCACCUUCCAGACUGAGGUGAUGUUCUUUGACCAGCAUCGCCCUUGUUGAGCCGAUGACACAAUGCCUACUAAUUCCACCAGUGGAAAUAUGUGUUCAGAUGCAGGUUUCACAGGUUGGCCCCUGGACCCACUUACCUACAUCCUCAUAGGGGCUCUGUCCUUCAUCAUCCUGGCAUUCACACUGCUGGGGGUCUUGUGUCUCAGAAAGUAUCGUUCUUUGGUCCAGACCAUUCGAGGGCUGCAGAGGAGCAAGUUGUUGCUGUAUGCUGUUCCUCGGCUGGAAGCUCCCAUCAUGCCUGUGAGGCCGGUCCCAGCAGUGGGGGAGGAGGAGGAGGAGCCUCCUCCCCAAACUCCCCUUCAGCAGAGGAGCACAGUCAGGUCCUCCAAGAGGCUGUGGAAAGGCCUGCAGCAGGGUCCUCGUUUUACCAAGUCAGACCUGAACCUGCUGCAACUGAUCAAAGCAGGGAAGGAGGCCGUCUUCUACCAGGCCAGGAUGACCAGAGGGACAUGUAAAGGCCACAACACGUUCACCUGCAAGAUCAGCAAGGAAGGUGUCCGUCCCAAGCAUGUGGACUCGGAGGUUUCCAUCAUGAGGAAACUGGUGCACCACAAGAACAUCCUCCAGUUACUGGACUGGAACACCACUGAGGAGCCUUACAUUCUGAUCAUGGAGUAUGUGAGCUAUGGCACUUUAAGGGCCUUCCUGCAGACCAACAGAGUCCACCUGAGUGCAGACCCUGAGCUGCAGAGCCUCCUCACCAUCGCCUCCUACCACAUUGCUCUGGCCAUGCAGCACCUGCGCUCCAAAAUGAUUGUGCACUGUGACUUGGCUCUGAGGAACGUCAUGGUCAAUAAGUUUCCCUGGGAGGUGAAGGUGGCGGAGUUCGGCCUGGCCCGAGACUUAACGCGCAUGACGAGCCGUCGCAGCAGCCGUUGGAGAAACCCACGGCAGCGUGUUCCGCUGCGCUGGUACCCACCCGAGUACUUCAAAAACAACUAUUACAGCUUCAAGGGAGACGUGUGGGCGUUUGGCAUCGUGCUGUGGGAGAUGCAGACAUUUGGUACACUGCCAUACCCAAACCUGGAGACAUCAGAGGCGGUGGUGUACCACAUCUGUAUUGGUCAUAAGAACACAAACCCUGAAGGCUGCAGACCAGAGAUACUUCAUAUCAUGCAAGACUGUUGGCUGGAGCCGUACACUCUGAGACCCUCAUUCACAGACAUUAUCCGCAUGCUGGAGAACAUCAUUGAAAACGAUGCGGAUUAUGUGGAUGUUGAGAGUCCGCAGCUUUUGGUGAAAGAUGAGCCUGAAUAUCAUGAAGCUAAAUCUACGAGUCCACGAGCAGCCAGCGUCGCCUUGGAAGAUAAUAAUCCCAUCUAAAUAAAUUUAGUAAGGCAUCAGAUUAAGCAGUUUUCUGAACAGUUGUGUGUAUUUAAAACAAUAUAGCAACUGUAAGAUGAUCACACAUAAACAACCCAACAGAGAGCAAAAAUAAAUACAACUGGAAAGUAGUGUGAUGUCACAUGGAUGGUAAAAAGGACGUAAUUAUAUGUCCUUGUUUGGCACUGUAAAAAAUGAGUCAUGUUCUAUGUUUCUACUUUAACUUUGGUUUUCUUUAUUGUUUAUCCAUCCUGUUUUUGAUAACUCAAUUAAAACAUACAUUUUAUAUGUGA
Molecule: messenger RNA, 1896 nt
Organism: Siniperca chuatsi (mandarin fish)
Lineage: Eukaryota; Metazoa; Chordata; Actinopteri; Centrarchiformes; Sinipercidae
Product: tyrosine kinase receptor Cad96Ca
Exons: 12
Coding region: 284-1603 (439 amino acids)
Biological process (GO): multicellular organism development; cell surface receptor protein tyrosine kinase signaling pathway; protein phosphorylation
Cellular component (GO): signaling receptor complex
Molecular function (GO): transmembrane receptor protein tyrosine kinase activity; ATP binding
Source: RefSeq, a predicted model, not a curated record